AUGACCUCCAACCUCUUCGCCGUGUCCACCCAGGGCAUGCUCAUCGGCUCGCCCACCUUCUGGUCCGCCGCGGUCAUUCUCGUCUCCCUCUUGCUGUGGAACCUCUUUCGUGCGCCUUCCCAGCUCUCUCGCUCCGACGCCGUCCAGUCGUACCGCUCCUCUCUGUUCCCCGGUCUGGGCCCACUCCAAUUCUACUCGCAACGUAACACGUUCCUUCGAAGCAUCUUUGGCGACCCGGAGCACUGGAAGGAAUCGCCUCCCAAGCAGAAUGGGGUCCGCGUCAAUGCGCGCGGUCACGUUGUCACAAUCACCAACAACCCGCCCCAAGAUGGCAAAACGUUCUUCAACGACCGCGGACUGCACUUCAACAAGGGGUACGAGGUCAUGUUCGCUGGCAUCCCCGAGAUGCCCAGUUUCCUCAAGAGCAAGUCUGCCGACGGCGAGGAGAAUCCAGCCGACACCUUCGCGACCAACCUCAGAAGUGCGAUCAGCGCCAAGCGCCUCGAGGGCCAAUUGCCCGCCAUGAUCAAGAUCAUUGUGGACAACUUUGCGCUCUUUCCGGCCAAAAACGGAGAGGUGGAUGUGCACAAGACGAUCUACCCGCUGGUGUUUCAGAUCAGCGUACUGCUGCUCGGGCUGGCGGAACACGCUCGCGACGUCAACGCGGCCAAGGCGCUCGAGGGACCUUUCUGGUCAUUUGCCGACAAUACGGGGUACAUGGCCACCCACUUCCCGCUGCUCCCCUGGCCGAGCACGGUCAAAAAGUGGAUCGGCGCCAUCCGCAUGUCCGCCGAGAUCCGCUCCACCGUCGAGAAACGCAUCAAAGAGGGCCGAAGGGAAAAUGACUUUGUCCAAGAAAUGAUCGACCGCGGCUCGGGCAUCAAGAGCAUCGAGGAUUUCGUCAUGGGCAGUCUCUUUGCGGCCAUCAUCAACUCGACGGGGAUCACGUCGUAUUUCUUGCUCUUCCUAUGCGCCCGUCCUGAGCUGCGCGAUCGCGUCCGCGGCGAGAUGGAGGCCAUGAUCCGCACCCACGUCGAAGAACGGGGCGAGGACUGGAACGCGUUGUCCCUCCAACAGAAGCUCGACUGCGUGCCCCUCACCGCGUGGGAAGCCGACCUGCCCAUCUACACCUCCGUCUUCGACGAGACCAUGCGCAUCCUCAUGAUCUCCAUGCUCUUCCGUCGCAAAGUCACAACCUCAUCCAAAGCGACCCAGACAACAACAUCGAUCGCCUCAUCCAACGUGUUGGAUCGCGAAUUCGUCGGCUUCUGGCUCGCCGCCGCCCACCGCAACAACAACAUCUAUUCGGACCCGACCAAGUUCGACCCGGACCGCUUUUCGCGAGGCGAAGGCAAGGGAGAGGGCGAAUUCGUUCCCUGGGGCAGCGGCAGGCAUAUCUGUCUCGGAAUGCGCUUCGCGAAAUUGGAGAUCCGGGCGGUCCACGCCGCGUUUCUGAUGAACUUCCCCGAUGCAGCGACGACCGAUGGGAACGGCAAGAGGUACGGGCCGGACGAGGUCCCGUUCCCAGACCAGGAGAGCGAGCACAGGAGGUACCCGCAGAAGCCCGUAGGCCUGUCGUACGGCGUUAACCCGCUUAGCAAGUGA
This is a messenger RNA of Kalmanozyma brasiliensis GHG001, 1605 nucleotides long. RefSeq names its product Cytochrome P450. The transcript has a single exon. Gene Ontology annotation, molecular function: monooxygenase activity; oxidoreductase activity, acting on paired donors, with incorporation or reduction of molecular oxygen; iron ion binding. NCBI's taxonomy places the organism in Eukaryota, Fungi, Basidiomycota, Ustilaginomycetes, Ustilaginales. The record is from RefSeq and is a predicted model, not a curated record. Bases 1 to 1605 code for a protein of 534 amino acids. Gene Ontology annotation, biological process: sterol metabolic process.